Messenger RNA from Papilio polytes (common Mormon), 2429 nucleotides. It is a transcript of the gene SrpRalpha, whose product is annotated as signal recognition particle receptor subunit alpha. The transcript has 10 exons. Gene Ontology annotation, molecular function: GTPase activity; GTP binding; ATP hydrolysis activity. Gene Ontology annotation, cellular component: signal recognition particle receptor complex; endoplasmic reticulum membrane. Bases 107 to 1933 code for a protein of 608 amino acids. The record is from RefSeq and is a predicted model, not a curated record. NCBI's taxonomy places the organism in Eukaryota, Metazoa, Arthropoda, Insecta, Lepidoptera, Papilionidae. Gene Ontology annotation, biological process: SRP-dependent cotranslational protein targeting to membrane.
AUAACUCGUUUGACAUUUUGCAAUUUGCAUAUUGCACCAACUCAUACUACGUAGCUACUUAGCAAUCUGUUACAACUUACAAAUAACUUUACGAUACUUAUCCAAAAUGCUCGACUUAUUCAGCAUCUUCAGUAAAGGUGGUAUAGUGCUAUGGUGUUUCCAGAGUACCAGCGAUAUAUUCUCGCCAUCCGUAAACGCUCUAAUACGAAGUGUAAUUUUGCAAGAGAGAACAGGGAACAAUACAUUUAAUCAUAAUUCAUUAACAUUACAAUAUAAACUCGAUAAUGAGUUUGAAUUAGUGUUCGUGGUAGCGUAUCAGCGUAUACUGCAGUUGUCGUACGUGGAUAAGUUCUUGAACGAUGUUCACUUGGAGUUUAGAGACAAGUACAAAAAUGAGCUGCAGACUGGUCGUUAUAACUCUGACUAUGAGUUCAAAAUGUGCUUUGACAAGGUCCUCAAAGAGUGUGAGAAAUGGGCCAAGUCACAAGCUAAAAUUCCAAAACAAAUGAGAACCUUUGAGGAUUCUCAGAAAUCUAAGAAGACUGUUGCAUCUAUGAUAGAGAGGAAAGGAGAUGAGAAAAAUAAGAAAUCCGUAAAAAUAGUUGAAUCAAAGAAUCUUACUAAUGGCAAGGUGGAGGAGUAUUCAGAGCAGGAGGAUGAUGUGAUUGCGGCUAACAGAGCUAAGUUGGCGCAGAAACUUGCCUCCAAAAACAAGAAGGAGAUCAAAAAGUCUCCUAAGAGUCCUAAAGCGGUGGAUCGCGUGAAGAAGCCCCGCGUGUGGGAGCUGGGUGGCGGCUCCCGGGAUCUGCCCACCCUCGAGUAUACAACCGACAAGGAUGCUGUGCCUAAUGAUAUUAUACCUGAUACACAGAUUGUGGGUCAAAUGGCUGGUGCUAUCAAGGACCUGGAGGAGUCAGAUUACAGCAGCAGCGAGGAUGAAGAGGAAAAUGAGCAGCCAACCGCUAAGAAGUCUGGCGGGAUGUUCAGCUUGUUUAAAGGUCUAGUAGGUUCGAAGGCAUUGACUUCAGAAACAAUGCGUCCAGUACUGGACAAGCUGCGAGACCAUCUUAUUGGUAAAAACGUGGCUGCAGACAUCGCCAACAAGCUGUGUGACUCCGUCGCUACCAAACUGGAGGGCAAGGUUCUCGGUACAUUCGAGUCCGUGGCUAAGACAGUCCGCGCCACGUUGACGGAGUCCCUCGUGCAAAUCCUGUCGCCGAAACGACGUGUGGACAUCUUGCGUGACUGUAUGCAUGCUAAACAGGAGGGGCGGCCAUACGUUAUGACGUUUUGUGGGGUGAACGGUGUAGGUAAAUCGACUAACCUCGCGAAGAUCUGCUUCUGGUUGUUAGAGAACGAUCUGUCGGUGCUGAUAGCGGCGUGCGACACGUUCCGUGCGGGCGCGGUGGAGCAGCUGCGCACGCACGUGCGGCGGCUCGACGCACUGCACCCGCACGCCGCGCACGCGCGCCGUAUGGUACAUCUCUAUGAAAAAGGAUAUGGUAAAGACGCGGCCGGUAUAGCGAUGGAGGCGAUCCGUUACGCGGCGGAUUCUAAAAUAGACGUGGUUCUUGUGGACACGGCGGGCAGGAUGCAGGACAACGAGCCCCUGAUGCGGGCCCUCGCCAAGCUGAUCACCGUCAACCAACCUGACCUGGUACUCUUCGUCGGAGAAGCCCUCGUGGGCAACGAGGCUGUGGACCAGCUCGUCAAAUUCAACCAAGCCCUCGCAGACCACAGCGCUACAAACGACCCACACGUUAUAGACGGGAUAGUGCUCACUAAAUUCGAUACAAUUGAUGAUAAAGUAGGCGCGGCCAUAUCUAUGACUUAUAUAACGGGUCAGCCGAUAGUUUUUGUCGGCACAGGGCAGACUUACACUGAUUUAAAAGCACUAAAUCCGGGUGCGGUUGUACGCGCUUUGAUGAAGUAAGGGACCAAAGGGCGUAGCUACAACCUGAAUACAAUGUACAUACUGAAAUUACCAAGGGCCUGUCCCACCAAAUUAUAAAUUUUCUGAUAAAAAUCCACCGUUUAAAAUUAUGAAAAUAUCUGAUUUUGUUACCUUAUCUGACAGUGACGUCAUUUUUAAGCUCUAUCAGCCAGUGGUGGGAUAGGCCGUUAUUACAUUAAAGUUUUAUCUGACAGAUAAGCUACUUGUAAUUAAGAUUUUAUUCAGUAAUGUCUAAUUCUUCAAUUUAUUAAAGUUUCUUUUCUACUUUAGCUGUCAAGUUUUACACAUCUUACAUAACUAACCGAUAUCUCUUAACAGAUUUGAUGUUCUUGGCUGAUUAUAAUUAUUAAAGUACAAUAUAAUAAAAAAUAAAUAACAAAUGGCAACACUCGUCAAAAGUGGCUUUCAAAUUGACAGUUGUCAGUGAUGUGAAAUCUAUCGAUAAUUAACUUGGCAUGUUGAGAAAUUGUUAGUG